CCUAGCGGAACUGACGUUAAUGGCGCAAAAGUUUGAAAAGCGAAGGUGGUAAGGGCGAUUAGUAGAGAAAAUCAACAACAAUGCCGUCACAAAAACAAAUGAGUAUGAAGGAAAUCUUCAACCAAUGCCAGAACAGUAUGCAGGGACAUGGGCAGCUGAUUAAAUCUCUCCAGAAAGUGUACAAACAGACCGAGUUUACAGCUUUCUGGUCUGAAUUUAACAUGCUGAUGCGAUAUUCGAUGAUGGUUUUUACCCGUGAACCUGCUGUUGAGAGAACUAUUGACUUCAUCACCAAAUUCAUCACUUCCAUCGAACCAGAGGAAACUGCACAUGCCAGUGUCAACUCCACACUAGACAAUAUCUGUGAAAACAACCUUCUGAUGGAAGUCUUCACAUUUCUUCUUCAGGUACACUCUGCUAAAGACAAAGCGGUGAGGUUCCGGUGUUGUCAAAUGAUCAACAAGCUGCUGAGUAACCUCGGAGAGAAUGCCCAGAUAGACGAUGACUUGUACGACAAGAUCUACGCGAGCAUGCUGGAGAGGCUUCGUGACAAGAUGCCAGUUGUUCGUUUUCAUGCUGUUAUGGCGUUGGCACGACUCCAGGAUCCACACGACGACAACUGUCCUGUAAUUAAAGCGUAUCUUUUCCUGAUCAAAGCUGACACUAGUCCUGAUGUCAGACGUGCUGUCUUAUCCUGUAUCGCUCCGUCCACAAAAACAUUACCCGCCAUCCUGAGUCGUACCAGGGACGUCAACGAUACAGUCAGGAAGAUGGCGUACAUGGUGAUGGGGGAGAAAGUCCACAUUAAAGCUCUGUCUAUUGCUCACCGUAUCCAACUCCUCCAGGAUGGUCUGACUGACACAGCAGAUUCUGUUAAGGAUGCUUGUGCUGCAAAGCUGCUUCAGGCCUGGCUGAGGAUGCUGGAGGGCAAUGCUCUGGAUUUACUGUCCAGUCUGGAUGUGGAGACGUCUUCAGAGACCUGUGAGCUAGUCAUGUAUGCUCUGUUCAAACCCUCACCACUGCCUGAAUUAGUCGUCAAGUUUGACAUACUGGAUGAUAAUAUCCUGAUCCCGCUGGAGAAGCUGACCUGUGAGAGUGCUAUGUACUGGCAGACCCUGUGUAAAUACAUACACAGUAAGGGUACCGAGGGGGAGAUAGAACUGGACAAAGUUCUACCAAACUGUCUAAAGCUGUGUGAUUACAUCAGAAGAUUUGUGGACAGUCUGACGUCGAUAGAGGACCUGGAAGAUCAAGUUGAGAAAGAGUUUAUCCUCAAGCAGUUGCUGUUACUGGUAGAAUUCAUGGAACUAGUAGACAAUGCCUCCAGAAAAGGUGUAGAGAAGUUGUUCCACGACAUGUUGAUGGCUGACCACAUUGGUCACCACCUGGUCAAGUAUGUGGUUCCACAGCUGUGCAAGCUUCGCAGCAGUUCUGACGAGGCCAUCACCUACUUUGCGGAGACCAUCUCCGAAAUCCGAGAACCCAUUACGAUGGUGGAGAAAGGCUUGGAUGAGGAUUUGAGAAGACAAAAUGAUAUCAAGAUCGCAGGUCUGAGGGUGAAACUGAACCAAGCCAAGGAGGAGCUCGAGGACCAUGUUCGUAACCAAGACUUCAGUAAGGCAGCAGAUCUGAAGGCACUCAUCUCAGAACUGGAUACAGAAAAAUCCUUCCUACUGAGUGCAGCAGAAUCUAAACAGGAGGAGGUUAGGACUGAAAAGACUGAUGUGGCAACCAUCCUGAAGUGUCAGACCAUUGUAGCCGAGAUGUUAGAGGAGUUGACACUCAAGUCGAUUAACCCAUCCUUACAGAUGUUGAUUGAGUCGUUGUUGUUGCCUGGGAUUCAGAGUGAGGACAGCCGUCUACGUACAGUGGCCCAGCGUGCCCUUGGACUUUGUUGUCUGAUUAACCAGGACCUGGUCCUCCAACAUCUGCCACUCUUCAUGCAGGCCUCAAAGAUUGACGAGGAGGAAGUAAGAGCUACAGCGCUGUCAGUCAUGUUUGAUAUUUUACACCUGCACGGUAUGGACGUGAUCCAAAAGUCCAAAACGGACAUGGACAACUCCAGUGAGUCCAUGGACACCAGUUCGGAGGCUCCACCUUCUCCAGGAACAUCAGAGGAACAGAAUCAGGACGAAGACAAGCAGAACCAUGCCUCUAACCUAGUGGCGUUCCUCAGCGGGUUUCUCGACAGUGAGAGCUCAAAGCUACGUAGUGUAGCUGCCGAGGGCCAGGCUAAGCUGAUGCUGUCUGGUAGAGUGGUUUCCCCUAAGAUCCUGUCCCAUUUGGUCCUGUUAUGGUACAACCCCCUGACCGAGGAUGACACACACCUUCGACAUUGUCUUGGCACAUUCUUCCCUGUCUACGCCUUCGCCUGCAGAGGUAAUCAAGAGAAGGUGGAGGAAGCGUUCAUGCCGACCCUGAAGAUCCUAUUAAAUGCUCCAUUGUCCAGUCCUUUGGCCGAAGUGUCUGUUGAGAACGUAGCAGAACUCUUCAUACAGCUCACCAGCACCAAACUCCUCCUUCACAACCAGAACCAAACUGUGGAGGAGAACCCUAGCCAUGCCAAUAUUGCCCUGGCUAUCUGUAACGAGAUCCUGAGUAAUCCAGACUCCUUCAGUCUCAAGCUCUGGGUAAAGAUUCUGAACCAGCUGGAGCUAGGCAAGGACGACCUAAUCUCCAACAAGGAGACGUUUGUUCUUAUACAGAGAAUCACGGAGGUGAUCAAAGACAAACAGUGCCUCAGGUCAGUGGAGAGGUUCCAGGAAUAUCUCCGCAAAUUGUUACCCAAUGAAUUCCUGGAGGAGAUAGAAAACCAAGCUAACAAAACUAUGGAAACAGAAGAAGCAGGGGAGAUAACCAACGUUAUAGCUGAUAUAACCGCUGCCUCUACUAACCAAACUGUACUUAAUGAGACGCUCCUCAGCGUGGCUGACACCAGCUCCUUCUUCCAGGAACCCAAGCCUAUUCGUCGUACCACAGCCCGUUCCGACGUUUCUCUGUCCAAGACACCGACUGGUCCUCCCAGUAAAAAGAAACCAGCUAAGUCUACAGGCAGGAAGACAAAAGCUCAACAGGCCGUCAUUGCUGCCGCAGACGACAGCGAUUUAGAGAACCAUGUGUUUGCCUCCCCUACACCAACUCGUGCCAGUGUUCGGACAGCUACAAAAGUUGCCGAUAAUGGAGAGAGCAAGAAGACCUCAACACCCACUCCUGUCCGUUCAAGUGCUCGGAAUGCAAAAGCCAAGGCCACAGGCAAAGAGUCCACACGCAGAAACCUCAGUGAAGUGAUAACCGCCAGCGCUAGCACAGAGAACAAUGGCCCUGGUACUCGUACAAGAUGUAGAAGCCAAAGAACACUUCGCAGUGUGCAGUCUCGUGACCAGGACGGAAAAUAGGAAGUGCUCUCUGUUCUAAUGGACUUAGAAACGAUACCCACACUGACUUAAUGCCGCAUCUGAAAAGAAGUAAAGAGGAAGUUUUCACCACCGGACUUUGGAAUGGGACACACACACUGACCUACAGUCAGAGGGAAGAAUAUCCACACUGACCUAAAGUCAGCAUCUGAUUGAAGAAAUAAAUAGAAAGUUUGUUUCUCAAGCUAUUAGACUUAGAAGCUAUACCCACACCGACCCAAAACCAGCGUACGAUUGAAGCAAUGAAAAAACUUUAUAAAUCAACUGUCAUGAUAGCUUUUAUAGUUUUAGAAUAAUAGAACAUUGCGGUAAUGCUUGGUGUUAUUCAUAAAAGUUUCUACCAGAACCAAGGACUACAAAGUAACACAAUAAACAUUGGACUCGAAACAGAAUAUUAAUUAAAACGCAUAAUGAAAUUGAAUGACUUGGUGCAAUAGUCCAAAUCUGAGUAUGUCAUACACCUUGUUUUGUAUAGUUACUGUAUUAAUAUAUAAUCCUAUUAUAAUUAUAUAUGCAUAUAUAAAACUGACCUGUUAUUUUUCUACUCUGACUAUUAUUAAUAAAAUUUUACUUUACUCCUAGUUGAA
Pecten maximus is the source of this 4000-nucleotide messenger RNA. Its product is annotated as condensin complex subunit 3-like. NCBI's taxonomy places the organism in Eukaryota, Metazoa, Mollusca, Bivalvia, Pectinida, Pectinidae. Gene Ontology annotation, biological process: mitotic chromosome condensation. The record is from RefSeq and is a predicted model, not a curated record. Gene Ontology annotation, cellular component: cytoplasm; condensed chromosome; condensin complex.